Rhagoletis pomonella (apple maggot) is the source of this 9056-nucleotide messenger RNA. RefSeq names its product splicing factor 3A subunit 1 (gene Sf3a1). The transcript is spliced from 12 exons. Gene Ontology annotation, biological process: regulation of alternative mRNA splicing, via spliceosome; mRNA cis splicing, via spliceosome. The coding region runs from base 176 to 2770 and encodes 864 amino acids. Gene Ontology annotation, cellular component: U2-type prespliceosome; catalytic step 2 spliceosome; U2 snRNP. Gene Ontology annotation, molecular function: protein binding; RNA binding. The record is from RefSeq and is a predicted model, not a curated record. NCBI's taxonomy places the organism in Eukaryota, Metazoa, Arthropoda, Insecta, Diptera, Tephritidae.
AAUUAAACUUGGUAUCGGGUUUUAUUCGAGUACUUAUAUUGAUAAUUUCUCAGUACUGGGUUCUAAAGUAUCGAUGCCAGAAUUACUUGGCUGCUAACGAAAUGUAUCGAAAAUCCCCUUAAUUAGACGGAGCAUAUCAAAAUUGUAUUAAAAAAAUAAAUACUUCGAUAGUAUCAUGCCUUCGUUAGAAGCUCCAAAUAAUGGAGCGGAUUCGUCUACCCAAGGCGACGACCACUCAAAGCCAAUGAGUGGGCCAAUAAUUGGAAUAAUUUAUCCUCCUCCGGAGGUAAGAAAUAUUGUUGACAAAACGGCUAGUUUUGUUGCUAGAAAUGGGCCUGAAUUUGAAGCAAGAAUUCGCCAAAAUGAGUUGGGUAAUGCCAAAUUUAAUUUUUUAAGCGCAGGGGAUCCAUAUCAUGCCUACUAUAGACAUAAAGUAAAUGAAUUUCGGGAAGGAAAGGAUGCUACUGGGGGUCCGAGUGUUGUCACAGGAAUAAAACAAUUAUCUGUUACCAGCGCUGCGCAGCAAAAGCAACAGGAACUUUUGAAACAAGUUUCGGAACAGCAAUUUGUGCCAAGGGAUCCUCCUACCGAUUUUGAGUUCAUUGCAGAUCCCCCAUCUAUUUCAGCUUUAGAUUUGGACAUUGUUAAGCUAACAGCUCAGUUUGUAGCUCGUAAUGGUCGACAAUUUCUGACAAACUUGAUGAACCGCGAACAGCGUAAUUUCCAAUUUGACUUUUUACGACCUCAGCACUCUUUGUUCCAAUAUUUCACUAAGCUAUUAGAACAAUACACCAAAAUAUUAAUUCCGCCAAAAGAUCUCUUAAAUAAACUACGUUCAGAAUGCGCGGAUGGUCGAUCUAGUAUUAAUUUAGUUUUGGAUCAAGUAAAAUAUCGAGCAAAUUGGCAGAAACAUCAGGAAGCGCAGCGCCGUCGGGAAGAAGAGAAAGUUGAGAAAGAAAGAGUGGCUUACGCCCAAAUCGACUGGCAUGAUUUUGUGGUUGUCGAAACUGUAGACUACCAACCUUUCGAAACGGGUAACUUUCCACCACCAACUACACCUGAAGAAGUUGGGGCUCGUGUACUAAUGGAGGAGCGCUUGAUGGAAGAAGAUGGAGACAUUGAAAUGCAGAUUGAAUCAGAUGAAGAGGAUGGCCUAGAUGAAUCUUCUGUCGUUAAACUGUCGCAAAUGGAAAAUCGUACUGGCAUACAAAUGAAAGGUUUCUCCUUUAAUCACCAGCCGACAAAUGCCAAGAAGGAUAAUAACCAAGUCCAAGAUAUGGAUGAGGCCAGCAGUGAUGAAGAUACGCCUUCAAACUCUAAGACUCAACCUCCAGUUACACCACUACUGCCACCAACACAUGAUAAGGUAGUUGUUAAAAAAUACGAUCCGAAAACAAGUCAACAGAAGCAGCCAAAACAAGGUGUUGCCGAUGAAUAUCUAAUUUCUCCAAUAACAGGGGAAAAAAUACCAGCUUCAAAAGUUGCCGAACAUAUGCGAAUCGGUUUAUUGGAUCCACGUUGGGUUGAGCAGCGUGAUAAGCACACUGUUGAAAAAAUUAAUCAAGACACAGUAUACGCCGCUGGUACCGCCAUUGAAGCAAGUUUAAAACAGUUGGCAGAGCGUCGCACAGAUAUUUUCGGUGUGGGCGAUGAGGAGACAGUAAUUGGUAAAAAAUUGGGAGAAGAAGAAACUAAAAAAGACGAUCGGGUCACUUGGGAUGGUCAUACAUCAAGUGUGGAGGCAGCAACGCGGGCAGCUCGAGCUAAUAUAACUUUGGAGGACCAGAUUCAUCAAAUUCAUAAAGUAAAGGGACUAUUACCAGAUGAAGAAAAAGAAAAAAUCGGUCCGAAACCAGUGGGCAACAAAACUAUUUUGUCGGCGCCCCCUUUGUCACCUCAGACAGCUUCGAAGGGACAUGUUCAAGUUUCACAUCACUCGCUUUCUCAUCUUCAUCCACCACAACAACAAUCACAACAGCAAACGCACCCUCCACCAUCUUCCCAUAAUUUAUCCCCUACGGCAACACCAGUCAUGAUAAUGCCAAUAAGACCACCACCACCAAUGAUGCCACCACCAUUCCCAGUUGGUGGCUACAUGACUCCUUUACAGACGGCUGGACCACCCCAAAUGACACCAGGAUCGAAUGUGGUAGAACAAUCAAUAUUGUCUAUUCCUCCAAUACCAGUGGAUGAGGAACCACCAAAUAAGAAAAUGCGUUCGGAAGAUAAUCUGAUACCCGAAGAAGAAUUUAUAGCAAAACAUAAGAGUCCUAUUACUAUCCAAAUACAGAUUCCAAACGUAGUUGAUAAGUCAGAAUGGAAACUGAACGGACAAACUAUUGCCUUUUCAUUAUCUCUCUCAGAUACUGUUUCCAAUCUCAAAGCAAAGAUUCAAGAUGACACGGGAAUGCCACCUGCGAAACAAAAAAUUUCUUAUGAGAUUCGCAGCUAUGAACGCUUCACGGUUUGGAUUAUCCGUUUACAUGCAAUAUCUGCGCUAAAGCUUCGCGCCGGCAAAAUCCACUUAUUAACCACAUCAAAACUCAUAAAGAAUAGAGUACACAACACCAUCAUCAGCGGGCACAUAUCGAUCCCAAGCCGUAUAAAUAUGUCCAUGAAUACGAUGGAGCUCAGCCAGUGCCGCCUCUGCUGCCGCCAUCAUCCGUUGCGUUUUUGCCGCGUAUUUCAAGCAAUGAGACCUGAUGAGCGGUACGAGUCUGCGCGUAUACAAGUUAUCACGGGAAGCACAGUCAGGUUUUCCAUUACCUGAAAUUGUUGCGCGUGGCCUGACUCAGCAGGAUCGGCACAACAAGUAGCGCAGACAGUCGAAAGAAACAUUGCGUCAAUUGCUAGGCGACGUCGCAUUCAGCCGGUUCCUGUAGCUCAGCCGACAGCUGUCACAGGUGCGGGAAGGCCCAUCACACAAUGCUGCAUCGUCCAACAUCAUCGCCUCCGGAAAGCACUCGCCGUACUGACUCGCAUGCACAAGUUCGCCAUGGACGAUCGACUCUAGCCAGCCGUGUGAUUAAACUAGCCGCAAAGCAAGCUCACAGCGGCAAUACCCAAAGCCCAAACGAAGGGCUAGUGCAACUACAGUAAAUCACGAGAAGACGAAGUGACGUCAACUGUCAACUGAGAGCAGAAGGAGAAUAGCUAAUUAAAUAUUGCAGACCGGAAAUUGCAGCUACCAGAAAAAACGAAAAACCAUGAAAUUAAUGUAAGUUGGGAGACUCAGUUUUCUGUUUGAAUUAAUAAAUUUUUAAGUGAAUAUUUAAAUUACAACAAAUUGAUUUUCUGAGUGAAUAUUUAAAGUAAGGCAAGUGCUUUUUAAAUGAAUAUUUAGGACAAAAUUUUCGAAGUAAAAUUUUUGAAUAAAAACGAGCAAAUUUUUUAGUGGAUAUUUAAAUUGAUAAAAAUUAUUUAUUUGUUGCCCGGUAUAUGAACGGCCCGACGGUAGACCUAACUGACCUAAUUUCUAACUUCGAAAGUAUUGACCUAACAGAACAAAUGGAAAUUAAAAUGAACGAAGCACAGCUCAAGAAAGUAGUAAACACGGCCGUCUUCGCCGCGUUAGGAAUGCAGAGACGAGAGUUUGAGGAUAAACUUAAGGUCAUGCAAGACCAAAUAGUGUAUUUAUCUCAAAAGCCAAUAGUAACGAAAUAUGAAAAAAUUAGGAUUAUAUCAGGCCGAACCUGCGAGGAAUCGCUGGACGUGUUAAAAACAUUGCCCGAAUUUUCAGGACAACCCGACUAUUAUGUGUCCUGGCGUGAGGCGGCACAUAACGCAUACAAAAUUUUCAAAGGCUUCGAUGGUAGCUCAUGGCACUAUCAAGCCGUUAUCAUUAUACGGAAAAAAAUCCGCGGUACUGCCGAUGCGCUCUUGUCAUCGUUUAGCAGAGUCCUAAAUUUUGACGCCAUUAUAGCGCGUCUGGACUUCACGUACUCCGAUAAGCGACCGAUAUAUUUAGUGGAGCAAGAGUUAUCCACAUUAAGGCAGGGCUCUUCCAGUGUCCUGGAAUUUUGCGACGAGGUCGAGAAAAACUGUCCUUACUUGCCAAUAAAACAAAAAUGUCCCACGAAGCGAACAUUGCAGAUGCAAUUAAUAAAAAAUAUCGGGAAAAUGCUCUUAGGGUGUUUAUUUCUGGGCUCAGGAGGCUACUGAUCUGCCGUCCGCGUUGGCACUCGCUCAGGAGGUCGAUGCAAAUCACGUAUGGUAUAUUUUCGCGGCCAGUUUCCCAAAUAGGUGGACCGACGUCACAAAAAAAUCAGAAAACAGCCAAAGGGGUAACAGGGACAACAAUAGUCAGAACACGUACAAUAGGGCAAACCCUGAUAACCAAAAAAAUCCUCAUUUCGUGACGCAAUAUAGGAGUAAUCGCCAAACAAAUUCUAGUCAGCAUCGGUAGGGGGAAAAUCGGGCCUCACAGCCUCAGCAGCAACCGAUGGAUGUAGAGCCCUCGUCAUCUCGCCUACGGCAAAUUACAAAUUCUGCAGGAAAUGAACAAUUUCAGAAGCGCCAGGCGUCCUCCGACCGACGUACGUGACCCAAACUCCAAAGAGUGAAUCAUUUGAGCCAAACUCACGAUAAAGAGUCUUGCUCAGAGUCAUAUGAAGAUUUGUCUGAGCCAAUUGUUGAGGACCUAGAAGCAGAGGAAGUGAAUUUUUUAGGGGAAGAUCUCUCCUGCCCUGGAUUUCUUGUCGACACGGGAGCCUCCAAGAAUUACAUCUGACCUCUAGAGGGCCUAAAGGGGGUUAAGCCUGUCGAUAAAAAAUUUACAGUGAAAUUCAUACAUGGAUUCACAAAUAUUAUAAACAAAUGCAAGGUGCACUUAUUUGGAGUUGUAACAGAGUUCUUCAUUUUGCCAGAUCUAACUCUGUUUGAUGGGAUCGUAGGCCUAGACCUGCUUAAUAAGGUUCACGCGAAUAUCAAUUUAAAAAAAGACAUUAUAGAAUACGACUCUGGUAAGGAAAAAAUUCAAAUGGUGGUGAAAUAAGAGACCUCCUGCAAAAUGGCACUAUACGACGUUCACGAUCACCCUAUAACAAUCCCAUUUGGGUAGUGGACAAAAAAGGCCUCGAUGAAAACGGGAUAAAAAAGAAAAGAUUAGUAAUUGACUUCCGUAAACUGAACGGAAAAACAAUAGAGGACUCAUACCCCAUCCCAAAUGUAGGGGUAAUACUAUCAAACUUGGGCAAGGCCCAACUUUUUACAGCCCUGGAGUUUUCAGUGUGUAAUGGCAAGUGCGAAUUCUGCCGUCUUCCCUUUGGUCUGAAGAAUGCUCCGGGUAUUUUUCAGAGGGCGAUUUACGACGUCCUUAGGGAACAUAUUGGCAGAUACUGUUUUGUUUAAAUUGACGAUGUAAUAAUUUUCUCACAAGACAAGGAAGCCCAUUUGAAACAUGGAGAGGUUGUUCUGAAAUGCUUGCUUGAAACAAACAUGAGGGUCUCAGUAGAAAAAGCUAAAUUUUUCAAGACAGAACUCGAGUACCUUGGCUUUCAAAUUUCGAAAGGAGGAAUAAAAACCAGCCCUCAAAAAAUCGAAGCAAUUCAAAAUUUCCCGCAACCAACAACAUUAAGGGACGUUCGGUCUUUUUUAGGAAUGACAGGUUACUAUAUAUGCUUCAUCCGCGACUAUGCAAAAAUUGCAAAACCUCCAACCAAUAUCCUAAGAGGCGAAUUUGGAAAGGUAUCUGCCUCUCAAUCAAAGAAAAUUAAAAUUUUAUUCGACAAAGACCAAACUAACGCAUUUAUUAAAUUAAGGAAUAUACUUGCGUCAGAAGAUGUCAUGCUAGCCUAUCCAGACUUUCGACCUAACUACUGACGUUUCUUCACACGCCCUUGGCGCGGUUCUCUCUCAGGAAGGGAGACCUAUUACGAUGAUUUCAAGGACACUCGAUAAAAAAGAGGAGCAUUCUGCCACGAAUGAUCGGGACUCUUGGCCAUUGUAUAGGCUCUUAAAACGCUUACACAUUAUUUGUAUGGUGUUAGGGAGUUGAACAUUUAUACCGAUCAUCAACCCCUAACCUUUGCGGUACCUGAUCGCAACCCAAACCCAAAAAUAAAAAGGUGGAAGGCUUUUAUCGAAGCAUAUAAUGCAAAACUUCACUAUAAGCCAGGGAAAGACAAUUUAGUAGCCGAUGCUUUAUCACGCCAAUUUAUAAAUUCCUUAGGCCCUGAACAUGAAUCAGAUGCCGCCACUAUUCACAGCGAGCAAUCGCUCACCUAUACGGUGGAAACAGUCUCUAAACCAGUAAACGUCUAUAGGAAUCAAUUAAUUUUGGAAUCACGCCAACACCCGUUCAAGAGAACAUUUGUCAUUUUCGGAAACAAAUUACGUCACUUUCUUACAUUUCCUGAUAGCGAAACUUUGUUCAAAAUGCUACUAGAAGUAGUAAAAUCUGACGUAGUCAAUGGUAUUCAUUGCGAGCUACCUUUGCUAGCACAGAUUCAGCAUUGGCUGGUAAACACGUUCCCAAACACCACAUUCCGCCACAUAAAUAAAUUUGUUACAGACAUUUUUGAUCCUAACGAACUAAUGGAAAUAAUUGCACAGGGCAUAAUAGAGCUCAUCGUGCUUCCCAGGAAAAUGUCAAGCAAAUACUGCAUGACUAUUUUUUUCCAAGAAUGGAGAAAAAAGCUAGGGAAGUAGCAGCAAAUUGUAAAAUCUGUGUAAAGGCUAAAUACGUUAGGCACCCAGUGAAGCAUCCCAUAGGAAAAACACCUGUUCCCAUAUUUCCCGGGGAAAUCCUUCAUGUCGAAAUUUUUUCGACCAAUGCUACCUACUUCCUUACUUGCGUGGGCAAGCUGUCAAAAUUUGCGGUAGUGCAACCCAUUCCCUCACGAACCAUAAUCGAUAUUAAACCGCGCGUUUUGCAAAUGGUCAACCUGUUCACAGGAACUAGAACUAUUUUCUGCGAUAAUGAAAAAUCGCUUAAUUCAAAUACAAUAAAAUCUUGUGUCAGAGAUCUCUUUAACAUCGAAAUCGUAAAUUCUCCGCCCCUGCAUAGUACUUCUAAUGGGUAGGUUGAGAGAUUUCACAGCACCAUAGAAGAAAUUGCUAGGUGUCUGAAACUGGAAAAAGGAAUUGAGGACACUACGGACCUAAUUUUACUUGCCACAAUUGAAUAUACUGUAACAGGCGAGAAACCUUAAGAUAUCUUCCAUUCGUGGGUAGGUGGGACCGGAGCCAAGAAAAAAGUAGAAAAAGCGCAGGAAGCAACACUAAAAACCCAUAACAAAAACAGAAUAGCAAGAACAUUUGCGGUGGAAGAAAUGGUGCAUAUUAAGUCAAAUAAACGUCUAGGAAAUAACCUCACUCCCUUGCAUGUAGAAGGCAUAGUUCAGGAGGACCUGGGUUCCACGGUCAGGAUUAGCGGUAGGAUAGUUCACAAGGAUAAUCUUCGUUAGCUAAAGCAAGAGAACAAUUUUUAACUGUAAGUCCUAAAUAUAUUUUCCUUUACAUCUGUCUUUCUUUCUCUUUUUCCUUUUUCUCCCUUUUUAUUUUCCUUUCUUUAGCACUCUGACCCUUAAGCUUUUCAUGACCUCGCCUUCGACAGACGGCAAAAUUGUGGACUACUCACACUCAGACUACUUACCGAUUGCAGACGGCGAUGUAGUUUUAGGGAACUCAUAUGGUUACAUUAGACAUACGACAAUCCUGUCGGCCUACGCAGAAUUGACCAUUGACACCCGCUCUGCACUACGAGUGUACCCACAUAGUCACAUGACGAAACUGAUGAUGGCGGACUUGGAACGAAUCGAAAAGCUUCUCCGAACAGUAAUUGGACCAACAAGACACCAACGUAGCCUGAACUUCUUGGGAACUGCUCUCAAGGUCGUAGCAGGCACGCCGGACUUCGACGACUUUCAAAAGGUGGCGAUAGAACUUGAUAAAGUUAGGGAAAAUAACAAUCAGCAGGUAGAAAUAAACUCAAAAUUUCAGGAACAAGUUACCGAUUUAACUAAUACGGUAAAUGAAAUUUUAAAGGCAGAAAAACGGGAACAAAUAGAUACCGGGAACCUUUAUGAAAUUCUUUCGGCCAGAAAUAGGGCUGUGAUUACAGACCUAGAUAAUAUUAUGAUAUCAAUCGCUCUAGCACAACUAGGUUUACUAAAUCCAAUUAUUUUUGAUAACGCUGAAAUUGAUUCAAGCCUGAAGACCGAGUCUCUCCACAAUUUAACUGUAACUGAUUUACUGUUAGUUUCUAGGUUUUAAGUUUACCAUGACAAUAACCUCCUUCAUUUCUUAGUUAAGUAUCCUGGACCUAAGAUUAUUUGUAAAAGAAAAAUUAUUUUACCUAUAGCGCACAACAACAAAAUGCUAUCACAACGAAACUACGCUGUAGCAGUUUGUGGUAAAGACAUAUAUUCCUUAGACGACUGUGCAGGAACAGCUAUGAAAUUUUGCAGAAAAUCGAACAUCUCGACUUGCGCUCAACAAUUAAUAGCCAGCACCACAGCAAAUUGCACAACCACAUUUGGCGAACUAGAUCCUGUUCAAGAGGUUGAUAAUGGCAUGGUCGUUAUAAACGAUCGCACCGCCACAGUAAUAUCUAAUAAUGAAACUAUAUCGCUGAAAAGGGGUACUUACCUGGUGACGUUUUUAGACAAGGCUAGCGUGAAUGAAACGACCUUUGUCAAUCGAAAUGCCCUUCAGAUAAAAGUAGCAGAGAUCCCACUCAGAUAAACAUAACCGGACACGAUGACAUAAUGAGCCUACCUUACUUGCGACAUCGGGCACUAGAAAACCGCCAGCUGAUGGAGCAACUAAAUGAUGGUUAUAAGACAGGAUUGACAGCAACAUCACUAAUCAUACUGGCCAUCAUCGGCGUGCUGCUUCUCAUGACUACUUUCCCUAGAAAGCAAAAUAUACAAGCUCCAAUAGUAAGAGUAGUAGAAAACAUCACGCAAGCGUCAACUAGAAGGUCCGAGGACGUCCCUCGCUUAGGAGGGGAAGAGUUAUCACGGGAAGCACAGUCAGGUUUGCCAUUACCUGAAAUUUUUGCGCGUGGCCUGACUCAGCAGGAUCGUCACAACAAAUAGCGCAGACAGUCGAAA